AUUUCGGGGGGAAAACGAAACUCUCCUCCAAUCAUUGAGGUAUCAGUCGGUAAGUGUAAGAACGCUACUGCAAGCCACGUCGAGCCCGACUUCUCUUGAGGCCCAACGGUUCCCGCUGCUGCCUGCUGACGUCUCACCGCGUCAAUAGUGUCGUCGUCUGGACCAUCUCGUUCAAUCAGAGAUCAUUUCGGUGUGUUCUGUGUGCUUGAAGCGCCAACUUGUUGGAGUUUCGCCUUGAAAAAAUGAACACUUCAUCUUCUGGCGUGCUGGACGUCAUCUUGCCUUUGAGUUCCGUUUUCCGCUUCAAAAAUGCCGUACUCCACUUUCCACCUUUGCAACAAGAGAGUUUCUAUGAGCAUGCCGAGAUCUUCGCCGUCGAAGCGCCGCACGCGAGCGCACCUGGACCGCGCGACCAAAAGCAAAGAGGGAUAUGCAAACGUAGCUAGGUGGAUGGCCCUUGAUGCCGAUGGCGAGACCCAUAUCUACCGCAAGUUCGACGAGCUGGCCGCCCGGAAUCUGUUGUUUUUCCAGUCCGAGCUGCUGGCGCUGGCGGCGCAGCUCGACCACUUCGACGAGAAGGACGCCGAGACCGACGACAUGGACCUGAAAGACGCCGCGAUGACGUGGGAAACCCUAGAAAGGCGAGCGGCCUCGGAUGACCGGGGAGCAAAGUCGCGCAUGGAGCUUAUAAUGAGAAUCCGCGAGAAAAUCAUAGAGUACCACGAGGCGUUGCUCCUUCACAGUGAGAUCACCAAGUUGCGGCGGCCCAACAGGCGAGUGCUGGACGCGUUCCUCAUGUGGUUCAAGCAGCCCUUCCCGGCACUCGGCGGGCGGGCCAAGACCUUCUUGGACGAUCCCGACGACCUGGUCGCCCUCAACGCCGUGUCAGAAACCGACUUCAUGUCAGAGUAUCUCCGGCGGCACUGGCCCGCCCAAAAAGAAAUAUCAAGAGACGCGUCGUUCGGCAUAGGAAGAUACGACGAGGGGUCUGUGACUCUCGCUGUCGCAAUCGUCAGCAUCCUCGUGGCGGCCGUCCUUCUGGUCGGCUCCAUCACCAGCCUGUAUUUCGUCCAGAGCGAUGCUGCCAAGCUUGGCAUGAUAGCCGCCUUCACGGCCCUGUUUGCGACGAGCGUCGGCACCAUGACGACGGCGCGUCGCGCGGAAAUCUUUGCCGCCACAGCAGCGUACGCGGCUGUGUUGGUCGUGUUUGUAAGUGGCAACAUCUCGAGCAACUAGCGCAACGGUGUAAAACAACACAACACUAGAGGAAGCAAUGGGUGGGCCCUAUCAUUUAUGGGUGUUGGUGUUUAAUAGAGACGAAAACUAAAUCAUUUUGUCUCGGUCCACUGCAUUCAAUAAAGCACCGGAGUACGGAAUGAAGCGUACAGAAAACAAAGCUCUCUGGGAAGUAUCAGGAGGAAAAACAAGGCAUAUUCAUUUUCCGCAACUAAUAGAACAUUGUUUUACUUUUGCAACCAAAGCAAUGCAAGCUCCAGAGUUCUGUAUCGUCAAAAUCGGGG
Molecule: messenger RNA, 1520 nt
Organism: Colletotrichum destructivum
Lineage: Eukaryota; Fungi; Ascomycota; Sordariomycetes; Glomerellales; Glomerellaceae
Exons: 4
Coding region: 310-1236 (308 amino acids)
Source: RefSeq, a predicted model, not a curated record